Dioszegia hungarica is the source of this 699-nucleotide messenger RNA. RefSeq lists its product as uncharacterized. The coding region runs from base 1 to 699 and encodes 232 amino acids. The transcript has 5 exons. Lineage: Eukaryota; Fungi; Basidiomycota; Tremellomycetes; Tremellales; Bulleribasidiaceae. The record is from RefSeq and is a predicted model, not a curated record.
AUGAAGCUCAUCAUCACCGGGGCGACUGGCAAUGCCGGCUCAGGUAUCCUUGCAGCCGCGCUGGCUUGCCCACAAGUCAGCGAAGUGACCGUCCUCUCUCGACGUCCCGUCCCAAUUUCCCACUCAAAACUAGCCGUCAUCCUUCUGCCCUCCGCCGACUACCCGUCCGGGUUCGAUACAUGCUCUCCUGAGCUUGUCGAGCGUCUGAGAGGGCACAGUGCAAUUAUAUGGGCUCUGGCCGGCAAUCAGGCCAAGAUGUCAAAGGAGGAGUAUGUCAAGGUUACGCACGACUACACCCUCAACUUUGGCAAAGCCCUCUCAGCCCUUGGGACGGCCGACAAGCCCUUCAAAUUCAUCUUUAUAUCCGGCGGAGGGGCAGGCUUGUCGGAGAAGGCUCUGCAAUUGGCAGAGACCGAAAGCUUCAUGACGGUCUCGAUCAGCCCUGGAAGAAUCAUACCUACCGCCGAGCACAGCGCCCAUAUGGGUAUCUUGACGGCGACAGCUCUCCGCACGAUGGGCGCGAUAUUUGGCGUGCUGUGGCUAUCGAUGGUCAUCAGCGCAGCGGAUUUAGGGUACGCGACAGUCAGAAUGGCCACCGAAGAUUGGGGUUGGGAUCUGAAGAUGGAAGAGGGAUGGAUCGGGAAUGGGAGUUUGGUCAAGGCCAUUCCGGCGGCAAAGAUUGCACAAAGGGACAUUUAG